Mycotypha africana is the source of this 1370-nucleotide messenger RNA. RefSeq lists its product as uncharacterized. Lineage: Eukaryota; Fungi; Mucoromycota; Mucoromycetes; Mucorales; Mycotyphaceae. The coding region runs from base 231 to 1259 and encodes 342 amino acids. Gene Ontology annotation, molecular function: DNA-binding transcription factor activity, RNA polymerase II-specific; RNA polymerase II cis-regulatory region sequence-specific DNA binding. Gene Ontology annotation, cellular component: nucleus. The record is from RefSeq and is a predicted model, not a curated record. Gene Ontology annotation, biological process: regulation of transcription by RNA polymerase II. The transcript has 3 exons.
UUUUUUUUUUCUUUUUUUUUUUAUCCUCUAUUUUUCUCUCAAUAUCUUUGUUCGUUGCUUGACAACUUACUUUGACAACAAAAAAAAACCAGCCUACUAUCUAUUGUAUUACAACCUCUUUUCUUUUUUUUCGACCGGCUUUAUUGAUUGAACGCCCUUCUUUCAUUCAUCCCAACUCUAAACAAAAAACAAAAAGAUUCUUUAUCGCGAAACUAUCUAAAAACAACAACAUGGAGAUUCUCGAACUUGUUCAUCAAGAAAAUUCAUUAAGCGUCGACCGACCUUUUGAAUGUACUUUUAAUAACUGUAAAAAAACCUUUGGACGAAGAUCAGACCUCGUAAGACAUUCUCGCAUUCAUACAAAUGAAAGACCAUAUAAAUGUAGAGAACCUAAUUGUGGCAAAAGUUUUAUUCAGCGCUCUGCUUUGACGGUGCACAUGCGGACCCAUUCUGGUGAAAGGCCUCAUCUCUGUGAAUUCCCUCACUGUAACAAGAGUUUCAGUGACAGCAGUUCUCUUGCUCGUCAUCGUCGUACACAUACCGGCAAACGUCCUUACAGAUGCCCUUUUGAUGGCUGCUCAAAGAGCUUUGUUCGUAAAACCAUCUUGACAAAACAUAUGAAGAUGGAUCACACCACCAAUGGACGCAGACCUUCUGUUCAAUGGCAGCCUUUUAUCGAAGAACGUCGCAAAUUGAUGCUUCAACAACAACAACAACAACAACAACAACAAUUGCAGCAGCAACAGCAACAGCAACAGCAACAUCAUUCAUUCACGACAGCCUGUGCUUGCACAGAUUGCUAUCCUUCGUCCGUUGGAAAGAAUGAAUCUCAGCUGUAUGUCUCAUCACCCCCUACUACCCUCAUCUUGUCUCUUUAUGAUGAAAAGACCACCACGAGCCCUACCUUAACAAACGAUGAUGCAUCAAGUAACAGCAGUAGCAGUAACCCUUCUUCUCCCACCAGCACAUCUUGGCCUUACUCUGCGCCUCCUACCUCUUUCCAUUCUUCAGUACCCUUCUAUCCUUAUCAACAACAGCAAUCACAACCACAACCAUAUCAACCACCUGCUUUGACGCAACAACCCCUAUUAACUGAAUGGAUCCCUUCCUACACUACUCUUCAUCAGCAACAACAACAACAGUCUCAUUUUGUUCAACCCUCCUCCAUGGACUCUACUGUCAAACUACCCAGUCUAUCCAACUUGUUGUUAUCUCCCUCCACCUCCACCCAAUGCGAUAGUGCUUGUUCUUUAUAUUAAUUUUCUGAUCAUCACUUUCGGCCACUCUAUCCAUCAACCACUCUUUUUUUUAACAAGAUGCCAUCAUAAAAGAAGAAAAAGGAAAAAAAAAAAAAAAAAAAAAAAAAAAAA